Anarrhichthys ocellatus (wolf-eel) is the source of this 4094-nucleotide messenger RNA. It is a transcript of the gene igf2bp2a, whose product is annotated as insulin-like growth factor 2 mRNA binding protein 2a. Lineage: Eukaryota; Metazoa; Chordata; Actinopteri; Perciformes; Anarhichadidae. Bases 393 to 2228 code for a protein of 611 amino acids. Gene Ontology annotation, molecular function: RNA binding. The record is from RefSeq and is a predicted model, not a curated record. The transcript has 16 exons.
GAUCAUCAUGCCACUUCCAUACCCCAAAUGUAGGCUCCUUUCUACGCUGGAGAACCGGGAGCGAUCCCACAUGCACCUCCAAACAUUUUUUCUUGUGAUUUGUUAAGGGAGAUUUUAUUUAGAGGCGGUGCUUGUUGGCUCCAGAGUAGCGUCGUAACGACACUUUUUUUCCCCCAGUCCCUGUUAAAAGAGUUAGACCGGGGCCAGAGUUGGUGCUGGGGGGUCGCCUAUAGUUUAGUAAUCUCCUGGGGGGUAAUUGCUGCGUUGUUGUUUUUUAAUCCCAUCAGAUUUUCUAUUUUAUUUUUUUAUUUUUAUUUUUCUACUUCUCUUAAAUAUCGCCACCCUCUCACUCUCAAGAUCUGAUACCCCUUCGAGAUUUUUCCUCUCAGAUCAUGAACAAACUAUAUUUUGGUAAUUUAAGUCCUUCGGUUACUGUCGAGGACUUGAAGGAGCUCUUUGGGGAGUGGAAGCUGCCAGUGGCCGACCUGGUCCUAAUGAAAUCCGGCUAUGCUUUUGUGGACUUCCCCGACCAGAACUCGGCCAUAAAGGCUAUAGAGACUCUUUCUGGUAAAGUUGAAUUACACGGAAAGGUGAUAGAGGUAGACUACUCUGUUCCCAAAAAACUAAGGAGUCGGAAGAUCCAGAUCCGGAACAUUCCCCCUCAUCUACAGUGGGAGGUUUUGGACGGCCUUCUCGCUCAGUAUGGUACUGUAGAAAAUGUGGAACAAGUGAACACGGAUACAGAAACAGCAGUGGUGAAUGUUACGUUCGCAACCAAGGACGAAGCUAAAGAAGCUAUUGAGAAGUUAACGGAACACCAGUUUGAAGACUACUCUUUCAAGCUGUCAUAUAUUGUGGACAUGGAUGCUGCUCCGCCCGACCAGGCUCCCCGCACGCGGCGCGGGGGUCGGUCGUCCCGGGACCAGGGCACCUCUCAGCCCGGGCCCUCGGGAGACUAUGGCGCUCCACGCAACAGACAACACGACUUCCCCUUGCGCAUGCUCGUGCCUACUCAGUUUGUGGGAGCCAUCAUUGGCAAAGAGGGCCUCACCAUCAAGAAUGUCACCAAACAGACACAGUCCAAAGUGGACAUUCAUCGGAAGGAAAAUGCAGGUGCGGCAGAAAAGCCCAUCACCAUCCACUCAACUCCUGAUGGCUGCUCAUCCGCCUGUCGCAUGAUCCUGGACAUCAUGCAGAAGGAAGCCAGCGAGACCAAGACGACGGAGGACAUCCCUCUGAAGAUCCUCGCCCACAACAGCCUGGUGGGCCGGUUGAUUGGGAAGGAGGGCCGCAACUUGAAGAAGAUCGAGGAGGACACAGGGACCAAGAUUGCCAUCUCCUCGUUAAAAGACUUAACCAUUUACAACCCUGAGAGGACCAUCAUGGUGAGGGGCAGCUUGGAUGAGAGUUGUAAAGCCGAGGUGGAGAUCAUGAAGAAACUGAGGGAAGCCUACGAGAACGACGUUGCUGCUAUAAACCAACAGGCCAACCUGAUCCCAGGCUUGAACCUGAACGCUCUGGGAAUCUUCUCCUCUGGUCUGCCGGUUCUGCCCUCUGCUGCUGGACCACGUGGUGCAAUGCCCUCUAUGGCACCAUCAGGAUACAACCCAUUCUUAAGUCACUCUUCACAUCUCAGUGGCCUGUACGGGGUUCCUCCAGCAAGUGCCAUCAGCCACCAGCACUCACAACAGGCUCCAGAACAGGAGGUUGUCUACCUCUUUAUUCCAACUCAGGCAGUCGGGGCCUUGAUUGGCAAGAAGGGCCAGCACAUCAAACAACUCGCCCACUUCGCUGGAGCUUCCAUCAAGAUUGCCCCAGCUGAGGGUCCAGAUGUCCCUCUAAGAAUGGUUAUCAUUAGUGGAACCGCAGAGGCUCAGUUUAAGGCCCAAGGUCAGAUACAUAGGAAGCUGAAAGAGGAGAACUUCUUCUCAGCGAAGGAGGAGGUCAAACUGGAGACGCACAUCAAGGUUCCCUCAACUGCAGCUGGCAGGGUCAUCGGUAAAGGCGGCAAAACGGUAAACGAGCUGCAGAACCUCACGAGUGCUGAGGUCAUCGUACCGCGGGACCAAACUCCAGACGAGAACGACGAGGUCUUUGUGAAAAUCAGCGGGCAUUUCUUUGCCAGCCAGACUGCACAGAGGAAGAUCAGGGAGAUCAUUCAGCAGGUCAAACUGCAGGAACAGAAGCACCAGCAGGGUGGCGCCGUGUCACCGCACCACUCCAAGUGACCAGCGGGGUGGCUCCAGCGGGCGCCUGCCAAUGAAUGUAGCCCUCCUAAACAAACAGAGAACUACCCAGACAAAGGCCAAGGCCAAGGGGGACAUGCAGGGCAGACCAGCAGCACCGGGAUCAAAACCAAAGAACUUCACUAGGGGGAAAACAAGUGAGAGCCAAAGGCUGAGGGCAUUGUGUGCACUGCCAGCCCUGUGAGAGCAGAUAGAGUGGGAGAAAACCGUACUGAUAUAAUAUAACAAGAAAAGACCAAAAAAAAUCUACAAGAAAGGUGGAAAUGACAGAGAAUUUGGCACCUGUUGUUCUCACAGUUAAAAAGGUAAACAGGAAAUAGUAUGUUGCCCUGCAUAACGUUAUCUCUUUAGUUGGACUAACAUAGGCCUAACAAACUGAUAAAGCAUUGGUAUUAACAUGAGCAUAUAAGGCAUUGUGAUUAUUAUUUUGGGUUAGGACGAGAGCGAGUGACAAUGGACACCUUCUCUCACAAGAGUUUGAGAUAUUAAGAUUGCAAAACUAAAUGUCGUUAGCAGUAUUAAAACAGCGUAGAUAUAUUGAUACACACUGAGAGUAUGCACUGUUAUUUUUCUAUCAAAAUGGCAGUACAACUUGGUGUGGUUUUUAAUAUGUUUAACUUGUUCUAGAGAUUGAUUGGGCUGUGACAGCCACAUAAAGCAGUUUCCCUUGUUUGUUCACAAUAUAGGCCACUGAAAUCAAAAAGAAAAAAAAACCCUAUAAAAGUAAAUGGACCUUUGUAACAAAGCCUGUGUGUGCCAACGUAAAAGAUAACGUCCCUUUGAAAUGUCUCUCACCAUUCAUAUCUGAUGCUUUCCUGCUUUUUUUUGUUUCUUUCUUUUCUGCUAAUUUCUGAUUCACUUUCUCAUCACUCUCUCUCAUUUGGCAUGUUUUUUUUUAAUAGGAUGAAAAUAUUUGUUGUAAAGAAACACUUUUUGUCCCCCCCCCCCCGUAGCCUUUUGAUAACAUUGAACUGACUGCCACUUUCACUCAACAAAGGUUAAAUACAACAGAGGUGUUUUCAUCACUCUUCCAUCACGUGCAGUAGACUAUAUCUACAUUCAUGCUUGUCCUGAUAAAAAAAAAAAAACUAUCAAAAGGGUGUCUCUAAAGGCAUUCUCCUCAAUGAUCAGAGCAAAAAUUGACGUCUUUAAAAAAAUGUAUCCAGUCAUUUUGAAUGUGUACCGCCACACGCUCUGCCUUAUGAGGACAUCUCGAGGGCCGACAUAAAAUAUCAGCUGAGGGCCCAGAGAGGGGACGUGGGCUUAAGGGGAGCUGGGGUGGGAGGGUGCAGACUCAAGGUGUGUGGAGUGGCAGUAAGGAAAUUGUUUUGGGUAGAGGGUGGGUGGUGGUUGGGGUUGGGGAGGCACCGGGAGGAACUGUAUGACCUGUGGUACACACACAACCGCAAACAUGACCGCGGCCGCGUUUGGCUUCAACCCUCUCUUGUCAGGGAGCUUUCUAAAACGGCAUGACAGCUGUGAAUGUACGAUAUACAGCCUUUUUAGAAAUUUUCACCCCUGCCGUGUCCAGCAGGCCGGCACAGAGGCACAGAUUGCCAUUGUCAUUCUCACUCUCGCUCUCUUUUCUGUUAACUUUUCUUUUGUGUUUCUUUUCUUUUGGCGAGCUGGAGCUGGAUACGCAGGUCCUGGUGUCCCUUUGUGCUUUACUUUGGAGACCAUGGAAGCUUGUUGCCUUAUUUUGUCACCUUUCAGACAUCACCCCAUCAGCUGCAUCUUCCAGACGCAAGGUUAUUGCCAAUACGCACAGCUUCCUCCAUGUGUGUGUGCACAUGUGUGUGUGUGUGUGUGUAUAUAUAUAUAAAAAGAGAGAGUAAUAUUUAUGAAUCU